Molecule: messenger RNA, 4182 nt
Organism: Oncorhynchus mykiss (rainbow trout)
Lineage: Eukaryota; Metazoa; Chordata; Actinopteri; Salmoniformes; Salmonidae
Source: RefSeq, a predicted model, not a curated record
ACACACAUUUACACACAACGAGUACAGCUUCAAGGUAGGGGCGGUCGAUACACACAUUUACACACAACGAGUACAGCUUCAAGGUAGGGGCGGUCGAUACACACAUUUACACACAAUGAGUACAGCUUCAAGGUAGGGGCGGACAAUACACACAUUUACACACAAUGAGUACAGCUUCAAGGUAGGGGCGGACAAUACACACAUUUACACACAAUGAGUACAGCUUCAAGGUAGGGGCGGUUGAUGCACACAUUUACACACAACGAGUACAGCUUCAAGGUAGGGGCGGUCGAUACACACAUUUACACACAAUGAGUACAGCUUCAAGGUAGGGGCGGACAAUACACACAUUUACACACAACGAGUACAGCUUCAAGGUAGGGGAGUUCGAUACACACAUUUACACACAAUGAGUACAGCUUCAAGGUAGGGGAGUUCGAUACACACAUUUACACACAACGAGUACAGCUUCAAGGUAGGGGCGGUUGAUACACACAUUUACACACAAUGAGUACAGCUUCAAGGUAGGGGCGGUUGAUACACACAUUUACACACAACGAGUACAGCUUCAAGGUAGGGGCGGUUGAUACACACAUUUACACACAAUGAGUACAGCUUCAAGGUAGGGGAGUUCGAUACACACAUUUACACACAAUGAGUACAGCUUCAAGGUAGGGGCGGUUGAUACACACAUUUACACACAACGAGUACAGCUUCAAGGUAGGGGCGGUUGAUACACACAUUUACACACAAUGAGUACAGCUUCAAGGUAGGGGAGUUCGAUACACACAUUUACACACAAUGAGUACAGCUUCAAGGUAGGGGCGGUUGAUACACACAUUUACACACAAUGAGUACAGCUUCAAGGUAGGGGCGGUUGAUACACACAUUUACACACAAUGAGUACAGCUUCAAGGUAGGGGCGGUCGAUACACACAUUUACACACAACGAGUACAGCUUCAAGGUAGGGGCGGUUGAUACACACAUUUACACACAACGAGUACAGCUUCAAGGUAGGGGCGGACAAUACACACAUUUACACACAACGAGUACAGCUUCAAGGUAGGGGCGGUUGAUACACACAUUUACACACAACGAGUACAGCUUCAAGGUAGGGGCGGUCGAUACACACAUUUACACACAACGAGUACAGCUUCAAGGUUCCAGAGUUUGAUGGUAAGAAUGUGUCGUCGGUGAUGGGGUUCGACAGUAACCAGCUGCCUGCCAACGCACCCAUCGAGGACCGGCGCAGCGCUGCCACCUGUCUGCAGACGCGGGGGAUGCUGCUGGGAGUGUUCGACGGCCAUGCGGGCUGUGCCUGUGCACAGGCGCUGAGUGAGAGGUUGUUCUACUACGUAGCCAUGUCCUUGAUGCCCCAUGAGACCCUGUGUGAGCUGGAGGCUGCAGUAGAGGCAGGCAGACCCCUCAGCCCCAUCCUGCAGUGGCACAAACACCCCAACGACUACUUCACCAGGGAGGCACAGACUAUGUACUUCAACAGCCUCAGAACUUACUGGCAGGAACUCAUAGACCUCAGCAGUCCAGGGGAGAGCCUAGGGCCCAGAGAGGCGUUGCUGAGUGCCUUUAAGAGACUGGACAGUGACCUGUCUCUGGAGGCUCAGGUGGGAGACGCCAAUUCCUUCCUCCACUACUGGGUUCUGAGAGUGGCCUUCUCUGGAGCGACUGCCUGCGUAGCUCACAUCGAUGGAUCCGACCUGUAUGUAGCGAACACGGGCGACGGCCGGGCGGUGCUGGGGGUCCAGGAGGAGGACGGCUCGUUCAGCGCUCACACGCUCUCCAACGACCACAACGCCCAGAAUGAGAACGAGGUGGCCCGCAUCCAGGGGGAGCACCCCCCCUCUGAGAAGAAGACUGUCGUACGACAGGACCGGUUGUUGGGCCUGCUGAUGCCGUUCCGUGCGUUUGGAGAUGUGAAGUUCAAGUGGAGCAUUGACUUGCAGCGAGGUGUGUUGGAGUCAGGACCAGACCAGCUCCAUGACAACGAACACACCAAGUUCAUCCCCCCCAAUUACCACACCCCUCCCUACCUCACGGCCGAGCCUGAGAUCACACACCACCGCCUCCGACCUCAGGACCGCUUCCUGGUGCUGGGUACAGACGGGCUGUGGGAGACGCUCCAUCGACAGGAGGUGGUCCGGAUCGUAGGGGAGUAUCUAACGGGGGUCCACCAGCGCCAGCCCCUCACCGUGGGGGGUUACCAUGUCACCCUGGGACAGAUGCAGGGGCUGCUGGCUGAGAGGAAGGCCCGUGCCUCCUUGGCGUUCCAGGACCAGAACGCUGCCACCCACCUGAUUCGCCACGCGGUGGGCAACAAUGAGUUUGGAGCAGUGGACCACGAGACGCUGUCCAAGAUGCUGUCUCUGCCUGAGGAACUGGCCCGCAUGUACCGCGAUGACAUCACCAUCAUCAUCACACAGUUCAACCCCCACGUGGUUGGACACCAGCGCCAAGGGGGGGAGUCCUGAGCCAGCUCAGCCUAUCAGAGGGGAACGUGGACAUGAACAGGAAGUUGACUUUCUAGGAGGAUAAACAGGUCCAGUGAGGACUGGGUCUUGCUACAGACACAUGGUUAACGUCUCAUCUUUAUUUUACCAAACACACACAAAACAUACUGUUAAUGGACUAACCCUGCAGAGGGAGGACUGCCAACCUUCGGACUCCUUAUUUUAGGAUUGUUAUUGAAGAGGUGCGUGUACAGUAUGUGCACAUGUGAGCACACAGUCCUGGUCAUGUGGAUUGUUGAAAUGCUUGCUGAUACUGAUCACAAGUUGGCUCUUUUCUGAGUGUUGUGGCCUGGUAUGAAGCUUUUUAAAGGAUAUUUGAUCAACCUCCCUGCAGCAUUCUGCUUCUCUGCUCUGUCACAGUCUCUGCCCAUAGGACACUUUCAUUUGUGCCUAAAGAGUUUGCUGCUUUAUAACUAUGUUGUCUGAGCAUUGAGGUAAUGAUACAGUGGCAGCCUUUGUGUUUGUUCAAUCUGGCCUGUCUACUCCUCUACAAACAUCCCUCCCUAUUUCAUAUCACAGAUUGUGUGCUGUGCAGUUGCAGCAUCUGUCUUGCUCUAGAGCUGCAACUGGCCUCCAUCCUGGCUCUACCGCAUGGCUCUGCUGUUACAUAGUUGGGCUCUGUCUGUCUGUGUUCUGUCAUUGGAUGGAUCAGUGUCCUUUAUACUUGUUACAGACGGACAGCCAAGAGCUCCCAGGCACACUUCUUGUUAUCUUAUAUUUUGAAUAAUGUUUAUUUAAAAUGUUUUUAAUCUGAUUUCAAACAUUGACUAUUUUGUCAACCUUCGAGAGGAAUAACUGCCUGUGUCUAUAAAGCAGAUGUUAUUGCUCUGAGACAGACGGCGUCACUAAGAUAGGAACCAGUAGAGCUACGUAGUGUGCAGGCUUUAGAUCCAGCACUAACACCUCUAUCACAACUACUCACCCACAGGAAUCAGGUGUGUUAUGCGCUGAGUGUGUCUGAGAGAUUCUACAGCAGACUGAAGGAGUGGUGGUAUUCUGUAGAGGAGAGAGAGAGGGGUGUGUGAUCAGACGUUUAUUGUUUUAGGGUUGCAGAGUAUACAUGUUUCAAAGGAACAUAGUGGUUGAACCUCUCGUGUUUUUUGACAAUUAUACUCUCAUACGGGGGGGGUGGUAUACUAACGUCAUCAUGCUUACAUGGUGUGUAUUCUAUCAAAAAUGUUUUUAGAAAGUUAACUUUUUAGUUUUUAACAGUGAAUCAUUGCUAGCCUGGUGUCAGAUCUCUGUCUGAGGUAACCAUGGAAUUAGGAAUUGAACUGUAACCAUCUCCUGUCAUGUUCAUGCCAGACCUCCAGGAGUGACUAAAACAGAGACAGACUUAGUCACUGUUGGCAGGACACUAACCGUGGUGUGCUUCUAGGCUUGUAUAGGUCAGAUGAAGGGUGUGCAUCAUAUGUAUAUCUCAUGGUGGUGUAUAUUUAGGAGAGGAGAGAAUGUAAAGCUGAAGGUGGCUCUGUUUUGUACGCUGGCUGAAUACUUCAAGGUUAUUUAUGCAACUUUUAAUAUGUCGCAGGUAUUUAUCCACAAUUAUAUGAGAUGUGACAGGUAUGUAUGUAUGUACAGUGUCUUUACCUGUUUGGGCUUGAGACUAAAGUUUUUUUGUAUUUGGAAACUUAAUAAAACACUGACUACACACAA